Messenger RNA from Penicillium robsamsonii, 1578 nucleotides. RefSeq names its product cytochrome P450. Gene Ontology annotation, molecular function: heme binding; monooxygenase activity; oxidoreductase activity, acting on paired donors, with incorporation or reduction of molecular oxygen. Lineage: Eukaryota; Fungi; Ascomycota; Eurotiomycetes; Eurotiales; Aspergillaceae. The transcript has 3 exons. The coding region runs from base 1 to 1578 and encodes 525 amino acids. The record is from RefSeq and is a predicted model, not a curated record.
AUGCUUGUUGAAUCUGUAUUGGAGUGCUUUUCUCUACAGAGGGUUCUGGGAGGCUUGGUAGGGCUAUUAGCAGUAGCGAGUUUGGCCUACGCCCUCUACAAUCGCUUCAUUCACCCUCUCCGCCGUAUCAACGGCCCCCUCCUCGCAUCCAUCACACCCUGGGUCCAACUCUACCAUGGCCUGAAGGGCGAUCGCCAUCUCUGGCUACACAAGCUACACAAUCAGUACGGGACACAUGUGCGUGUUGCGCCUAAUUUCGUCUCUGUCAACUCCGAUCGUGGAUUGCACGAUAUCUACGGCCACGGGAAACGCCUUCAGAAGGCCGAUUUCUAUAAUGCUUUCCCUGCCAUCAAGGGCGUGUAUAACACGCACAACGCCAUUGAUAAAACCAUGCAUGGUCGCAAAAGGAGAGUCCUUAGCCAGGCUUUCUCGGAGAAUGCUCUCAGGGGCAUGGAGGAUGUGAUGCUCCUCCAUGUGCGUCAGCUGUGUUCCGUGCUGGCUGGGUAUGAUGGGGAUUUCGAAUCGCAUGAUCAGAAGGGCAAUGUCAAGAAUAUGGGUAACUGGUUUAGUUAUCUCUCGUACGAUGUUAUGGGCGAGCUAUGUUUCGGCAAAAGUUUUGAUAUGCUUAUUUCUGAGGCUAUGAGAUAUAAAGUUGGAUUAGUGGAUCGUGCUGCGAAUAGGCACUAUGUGUGUGGACUUUGGAUGCCCCUAGACACAUGGGGUUUGGAUCAGAUAUUCAUCCGCAAGCUGACGCGCGACCGAUGGAAUUUCAUUAUGAAUUCGCGCGUUGAAGCAAACGAGCGCGCCAAGGAACGCACCCAGAUUGGUCACGACGCUAAGAAGGAUUUCUUCUAUUACCUGUUGAAUGCGAAGGAUCCAGAGACUGGCAACGGACUCAGCACCCCCGAGCUUUGGGGCGAGUCAAACGUUCUCAUGAUUGCGGGCAGCGACACAACCUCGACUACAUUGGCAGCUACACUCUUCUACCUAGUUCGGAGACCGGAGGCACUGGCCAAGCUGUGCGCCGAGGUGCGCGGCGCCUUCAACGAAGUCGAAGAUAUCGUCACCGGCAGCCAGCUCGGCGAACUGGUGUAUCUCAAAGCAUGCAUCGACGAGGCGUUGCGUCUGGCCCCGGCCGUGCCCGGCGCGAUUCCCCGCGAAGUGAUGGAAGGCGGCGCCGUGGUCGAUGGCGUCUUCUUACCUGCCGGCACAGACUGCGGAACACCGACAUACUCAAUCCACCGUCAAGAGCGAUACUACCGGGAAGCAGGGACCUAUAUUCCAGAGCGCUGGAUUGAAGACGCCACUUGCAGGGCAUCUGGGAUGUCUUGGCAGACAACCAAGGAGAGCAUUGAGACUGCGCGACACGCAUUCUGCCCAUUUAGCAUUGGGCCCCGUGGCUGCAUUGGUAAGAGCAUGGCAUUUAUGGAGAUGCGGCUGACGGUGGCGCGGCUGGUAUUCCUCUUCGACAUGUCAUUGGCGGAUCGUGAGGGCGAGGACGCGGGGGGGCAUCUGGCGCUGACGGAUCACUUCACUUCCGCAAAGAAUGGGCCGAAUGUUGUAUUUAGACGGAAGUAA